AUAUUGUUAACUCUGUAUGUUCCAAUAUUCUUAUUAUCGGUAAUCGGUAAUAUUUUAGUGCUGGUUGUCAUAGUACCUAAUAAACAAUUACAAAGUGUGACCAACAAUUUCUUGCUAAAUUUAGCAAUCGCCGAUUUACUGGUAUCUGUUGUGUGCAUACCAAUGACUGCUGCUCAAAGAGUUUACCAACUGUGGAUUUAUGGUGAUAUUUUGUGUCGAGCCACCCCAUAUUUACAAGGGAUCGCAGUAUCAGCCAGUACGUUCACAAUAACAGGAAUGAGCUUAGAUCGCUGUUUAGCAAUUCGACAUCCAGUAACAUUCAGACAGCUUCGAACUACUAAAACAGUGCGGAUAUUGAUAUUUUUUGUGUGGAUUAUAUCAUUAAUUAUCAUGGUACCAAUAUUGUUAGUCCGUAAAACUGUGACGGAUGAAAUUUUACCCGGUGAAAAGUUUACAUACUGCAUAGAAAUAUGGCCGACUGCUAACCAUAGACAAGGAUUUGAUUUGUUUAUUCUAGUUAUUGUGUACGUAUGUCCUGGAUUAGUAAUUUCAGUGUGCUAUGUCACGAUGAGUCAGCGACUUUGGAUUCCUGAUAAACAUUUAAAUACUUCCGGUAAUAAAACCUCGUUUCGAGAAGGUUCAAAUCAUAUAACGUCCGGUAGAAGAAGAUUGGCUAAAAUGUGUAUAGCGGUAGCUAUUUUGUUUGCUUUGUGCUGGUUACCCUACUAUAUUCUUAAUACAUAUAUCAGUUUCAAACCGGAUGUGCAAGCAGCAAAUGUCGUACAUUUUAUGUUACUAGUCGGCCAUUUUCAUAGUGCUACAAACCCUAUCUUGUAUUGUUUCUUACACAAAACAUUUAGA
Messenger RNA from Lottia gigantea (owl limpet), 861 nucleotides. RefSeq lists its product as hypothetical. The annotation marks the transcript as partial. The record is from RefSeq and is a predicted model, not a curated record. Gene Ontology annotation, molecular function: neuropeptide Y receptor activity; peptide binding. Gene Ontology annotation, cellular component: membrane. Gene Ontology annotation, biological process: G protein-coupled receptor signaling pathway. NCBI's taxonomy places the organism in Eukaryota, Metazoa, Mollusca, Gastropoda, Lottiidae. The transcript is spliced from 3 exons.